Molecule: messenger RNA, 809 nt
Organism: Fragaria vesca subsp. vesca
Lineage: Eukaryota; Viridiplantae; Streptophyta; Magnoliopsida; Rosales; Rosaceae
Exons: 2
Coding region: 262-633 (123 amino acids)
Source: RefSeq, a predicted model, not a curated record
GUGUUCCACCGUGAUUCUACAUAGUCCCCGGGAUUAUGCAGAAACACUUGCAAUACCAUCUCAAUCAGAUUGGGCGAGGCUAAUUAUCCUGCCUGGUUUUUCCUUAUGUAGCAUCAUCUUCAGGGCCAUGGUUUGUUCAAAUUCGUGGAUGGUACUUAUCCUUGCCCAUCUCAGUCUCUUAUUGAAGACGAUGGCAGUUUAUCUUCAAAUCAUUCUGGACUUUAUGAGCGUUGGUUGGAGCAGGAUAGCUCUGCAAUUUGUAUGAUCGCAAAUACCCUUUCUGCUGAUGCACUAACUCUUGUGAUUGGAUGUCAAACAUCAAAGGAGAAUUCAGCUUUUAUUGGGAAUUCUAGUCCUCAAGAUGGAGAGACCUACCCCCUUUUUCCUAAUGCUAAAGGGAAUAGUAGCAACAACAACAUCAACACCAAGAAUGGCAGCAACCAAAAUUAUGGGAAUAACAAUGACAAGCCUAAGUACAAUGAAAAUCUCAUCUGUCAAAUCUGUGAGAAACUAGGCCAUGGUGCAUGGAAGUGCUAUCAAAGAAAUACCCAUCAACAACAAACAUCAAGUUAUUCAAUGUCUAAAGUUGUUGAUCCCUUACCCAGUUAUCCAGCCUUCCUCAGUCUCCUUUAAUGAUCAGUCUAGGUUUGGUUACGACUCCCAGUCAUAAGGCGUUUGUUUCUUCAAUUCCGAACAAAAAUCUGCUGCAUUGUAGGCGGUCUUUUUAUUCUGCGAAGCUAUGUCAGGCACUACCACGCAUUCCUCCGGUUGAGACAACUGAUUGCUUAGUUGCUGCACUUUUGCUGAAG